This is a messenger RNA of Tetrahymena thermophila SB210, 3984 nucleotides long. RefSeq lists its product as hypothetical. The record is from RefSeq and is a predicted model, not a curated record. The transcript has 10 exons. Lineage: Eukaryota; Ciliophora; Oligohymenophorea; Hymenostomatida; Tetrahymenidae.
AUGAAGGGUAGCAGUGGAAAUCCGAAUAAGACACAGCAGUAGUAUAGCUCUAAAUUUGAUAAGGAUAGUAUGGACCAUUAGCCUCAUCCAGUUUAAAAGCAUUUUAUCAACUAAUAAUCUCCAGGAAGCUACUAAUAAGCACAAGGAACGGGCUUGGAAGAUCUUAAUGAAUUUUAAUUAGAAUAAUACUAUGAGUAGAUGCAAGCUUUAUAGAAUUAAGAAUAAAUUGGUAAAUUUAAUCAAUAAAAACAAUUGCAGUAGAUAAACUCUAAUCCAGGUGCUUCUAUUUCAAACGGAGUUACUUAACAAUAGAUGUAGCAAUACUAAUAGCAGCAAUAAUAAAUUUUAAAGCAGCAGUAAUUGUCUUAGUAAAUCUAGCAAUCCCAAGCAUAGCAAUUAAAUUACGAAAAAAAAUUCAAUCAAAUUCAAUCACCUUAAUAUAGUUAGGAUGAUUUGCAAGAUGAUCACCAUGCUGAAGGGAUAGAUGAUGAAAAUAUUUAUGAGAGUUAGUAAAUGGCAUAAUUGGCAAAUCAUUUAAAUGGAAGCCUUAACAUGUAAGGAAAUGCAUAAUUCAAUAACCUGAGUUAGGGGACUAACUAAAAUCAGAAUAGCAAUACAAAUAAUAGUUUCAGUUCAGCUGAAGAAGUUAUUAAAUCAACAGAUGAUACAACAAUUAAAGAAGAGUUUAAAGAAAUUGACAAGCAAUGGCAAAAACAAUUGAUGCAGGAUUCUGAAAAGUAUUUUGAGAAGAUUAUUGAGAUGAACGAUAUUGCCUCGUAAAAGCUAAAUGAUGGGUAGUAAAGAGAAGCUCUAGCAAUUUUAUAUAAAGCAGAAAAGAUGCUUGAACUUGCAGCAAGCUGUGGAAAGGUAAUAGAUAGAAAUCUUAUUAUUGUGGUAUUAUACAAUAGGGCAUGUGCUUAUUAAAGCUUAUGGAUUUUAGAUAAGUGUUCGAAGUAUAUUGAUGGAGUCAUUUAUAAUCUUGAAAUGAGUCUUAAAGAAGAAGACUCUAUAGAAAGUAUGUCAGAUUUAGCUCCAAAUUUAGCAGAAUCUAUGAAGUAAGGACCAAAUUAUAAUAAAACAGGUAGAAAAAAAAAUAUUGAUAAAGAUCUACUCGCAUAUAAAAUAAAGAAAUAAACAUUUUUAGUUAAAUCUUACUUAUAAUGUUGUGCAAUACUCUCCUAGCAAGGCUUACAUUAAAAAGCCCUUGAUACAGCAAACGAAGGAGCAACUGUUUUAAAAAGGAUAUUCACGUAGUGUUUUGAAUUUUGUAAAGAAAUAAUCAAAGAAAAUGAAAUGCAUUAAACUUGUAAUACGAUGAUAAAAUCACCACGUUAAAUGUUUUAAAAUGGACUUUCAUAAGGUCCUCUUUAAAGCUGUAAAAGCAACUGCAGUGCACCUCCAACUUAAAGAAAUAACUCUAGUGGAGUAAAGAACCAACCUUACCACUUCUAAUAAAAUUAAAACAGUUAUUUUUCGAAAGAAAAUGUGGGAUAAUAAAAUUUAACUUCAGAUUAUUCUAUGGACUCUAUGAUGAGCUCAAGAAAAAGUGUUCAACAAGCCAAAGAAGAAGUCUAUUUUCAAAAACUUGUUGUUGAAUUUGCUUAUACAAUUCUCAAGGAUAUUUAAGGCAUGAUUAAUAUAGAAGAUUCAGAUAAAAGCCAAGUUGAUCAUUUUAGAGAUGCUAGAAGAAGUUUGUAUUUUUGGAAAAAUAAUCCAGAAAACAAUGAGAGACACAUCAGACAAGAGUUGAAUGUUCCAACAAAGCUGAAUGAGGAAGAAACUAGAUCUAUUCUAGGCGUCUAAAAUGGUUCAGAAUGGAUUGAAAGCUUUAACAUUGGGUCAAUUAUGCACAUGGUCCCAGUCUAGUAUGAAGAAUUUUCUUUCUUUGGUGAUUUGAUGUACGAAAUUUCAAAAAAAAUGAUUUUAGAGAAGGUAAUUUAUCUGUCAAUUAGCUACUUUACUAUAGCAACUGAAAUCAGAUUUAUUGAAAUAGAAAGGAACAAGCAUUUAAAUCCUAAAAGUGACCAAACAAAAAAUAUAGAUACUGAGGGAUUCAAAAAAAGCUAAAUUUAUCAUUUAAAAUCAAUAGAGAUAGUUUGUUAACACAUUACAUGCAAAAGUCCAUACAUCAAUCAUUUAAUCACUUCUUAUCAUAAACAUUAUAAUCAAAACCUUGAAACCAUACUUGAAGAAAGUUUUAGUUCAUUCCAAGAUAAUAAUUUAUUUGAUGGGUCAUAAAACUAACACAAUAAUUUUAUAAAUAAUUAGAAUCACUAGCAAUACAAUAUUCUUUAACAAGAAGAUCAGGGUUAAUAAUUUGAAGAGUUAGUGAAUAACUUUGUUAAUGGAAUGAGUGAGGAUGAUUAAACUCCUGUUUAUAUUUAAAAUAAUCCUCAUUUAUCUAGUAAUAAUGCACAUAAUAUAAAUAAUAGCAGCUUAAAUAACUUGCAAAAUAGUAGCAUGACUAAAUUCAACUCAAUUAAUGGGCAAAUAAUUCAAAACGAUGAUAUCAUUUUAAGCAAUGAAAAAAGAGUCCCAAGCCCAAAUUAAAGAAACGGCUCAAAUUCUAAUAUAAAAAAAUAAAUUAAUGGACAGCAAAAAUUACAAAAUGCUGGAUAAGCUGUAAAAUCUUCAUAUUCCACCCUAACUAAAAGCACAGAAAACGGAAUAAAUAAUAAAGAAAAGAAAUUAGGUACAAGCAAAUAAGCUGGAUCUUAAGUGUGCUAAAUGCUUCCAAGUUCUACUUUAAACAAAAAGAAUCUAAAUUUAGAUUUUAAUGGGAAUCAUAUCAGUUCUAGUACAACUAAUAUGCACUCUGCUAAUAUAAACCAAUAAAAUUUGAAUCCAGUUAAUAGAAAUUUAGCAGAGUUUUUUAGCCAUGAAAAUUCUAAAAAAAACACUCCUCGCGGAAUUUUAAACAUCAGGAAAUCUACUCCAGCUGUAGAGCAAUCAUCGAAAGAAAUUGCAUUAACCGAGCCUAAUAUUCCCACAAGUACAAGCUAGCCGAGGUCUAAUAGCAAAGUUACAAAGAAAAGCAAAUAAACAAAUCUACAAAGCUCACAAAUUAAAAAAAUGAAUGCUUUGACAAUAGAAAAAGUCACUCAAAUCUUAAAAAACAACUUAUUAGCUUCCUAUUCCUCUGCAUUUUUAUCAUGUAGCAAUGUUGCUACCUUAAAUCACUCAAAGAACCCCUCUUCUAAUUAAGAUAGGAAAAAACCUUUAACUGCAAGUGCUGCAUUAACAAAAUAAAAUUUGAAUUCAUCACCUGGACUAAAAAAGAAAUCACCUUCUAAUCUUUAGUAAGAUCCACUGAGAAAAAGCGCUUGCAUAGUAUAACAACAGCAACAACCUUCAAGUGGAUAGCGUACAAAUAAUAGUAGCAUAAAAAAUAAUCUAAAUAAUAAUAGUUCUUCAUUUCCUUCAACAACUUAGAGCAGCACAAAAUCUAAAAAGCAAGCUACAUCUACAACAUCAAGAUAAUAGACAAAUUCAGCAAACACCCAAACAUAGCAAUAAAGCAAUACUAAUUAAUAAUAAUACUGUAAUACUGAUAGAUAAAUUAAAGACACUGACACAUAGUAAUAGAAAGCAGUUCUAUCAGAAGCAAGAGAAUCGACUGAUAGAAAUAAAAUUGUAAAAAUAAAAAAUGAAGCUAAAUAAAAAAUAGUAACAACAGUGCCUUUCAGUGAAGAAGUGAGUGAAAAAAAGAAAUAAGGAUAAAAAUAAAGUACUUCGCAAAGUAAAAAUAGUAAAGAAUAGAAAAAUACUGACAAUAAAAAAAUGUUAAGCCCAAGUUUGACAGCAACUAAUUUUUUGUCUCUAAAAACAAUGAAAAAAGAAACAAUACAAUAACUUCUAAAAGAUAGCAGUAAAAUAAUUCCUAAGCUUAAUCUAAGCUAGUUAAAACUAAAGACAGAUGAUAUAAGAUUUUUCAGUCCAAGAGAAACUUCCACAAAUUCCAAUAUAAAAAAAUAACAAAUAUGA